UACGGGUGCCCACGUGUUUUGGACAACCAGGCACGUUGGAGAGGCACACACGGAGACUGGGGCGCACCGGAGACAGAGAGCAGGAAUUGCAGAGGCAGAGGCGCACGGGCGCACGGUCGAUUUUCGCGCUCCCGCAUACCGGGGGAGUCCCGCGUCUGUCCCCGAAACCGGAGCGCAGGCUUUUUAACGGGGCUUUCGGGUGCAGACGCUGAUAUUGAGCCAGAGGAGGAGCGGCUUUUAAAAGGUUUAAGUGGGAGGACGGUGGUGGUCCAGCCGGGGCGCAGCGGAGGAACUCUAGAUGAAGCGGGGGACACGCCGCUCGGUGACGGCUGCUGACGGCUCCGGUGAACCGGGCGAGAAGAGGGACUGAGCCCUGCGCCAGCCUGGCAGCCUGGCAGCCCGCGUUGACACCCCGCUAAACAAGCUCCGCCGCGCUCUGCUUUACACCAGGGGCAACCAUGGGCAGAAGACAGAGCCAGGGAGAAGAGAGAGAAAAGUCUGUGAGCUCUCCACUGCAGUAUUGAUGACCCAAUGAUCCCCUGCAGAACAGAGCCAGUCAGGCAGACCGAGUCAGGCUCGCCUCAGAAUCAAAAAUCAGCGCCACGGCCGUUUGGUCCGAGCAACCGACUGAGUGGGGUAUGAAUGGUGUAAAAAUCUUCUGCCCCUACAAGCUGUUGAAAGUUUCAUACAGAGAUAGCUGAAACCAUCUCUUCACAUCCUGCGUCACAACCUGCAGAACUGUCCACUGGAUGAGUGGCUCAUCGGAUCCUCAGCAUUCAGGCCAAACUGGCGCUCCGGCAUGUCGUGGGGAGACGCGGCCAAAGAAGAAGGGUUUUGUGGUUAGACUGGAGAAACUGGAAAGAACUGAGUCCUGGACAGGGGAGCUCACACUCCAUGGCGCGUUCCAAGAUCCAUUUCAUGAUGGACUGGCACUUGUAACUUCUGACAUUGCCCCCGCCUCCCCAUCCACCCUGGCAACUGGUGCUCACCUGCUGGAAAGGCUGGGGCACGGCAUCUACCUGCAGAGGCACUCUGACACCUGCAUGACAGCCGAGGCAGACACGUUUUCAGAGACGCUCAGAAACUUGCAAGCACAUGUAGACCCAGAGGUUCAUGCAGAAGCUUUCUCAAACCCAGACAACUGUGGAAUCAUGGAAAUCAGCAAUCACAGUGAUUCUAUAGACUCAGAACUCUCUAAAGCUCUCACAGUAGAGGCCAUGAACACAACUUCACCUCAGACUUUGCCUUUGGCGAUUGGCAAUCAUCCUGCAACUACCAAUCCGCUGGAGGCCCCCGCAGCCCGGACUGCGGAGUUUGACACGCCCUCAAACUACGCUCCACUCCCCUCUGGCCCUAACCCAAUAACGGUGCCUUCUUCUCUACCCGUAGAGACAGAGAAGAAGUAUGCACUCCGCAGCUCUGGGCGUCCUCGCUUCCCCUUGCACUUGCGUAAAUCCUCUCGGCUGCAUCGAAGCAUUGAGGAUGGGGGGAAAGGAUCAGGCAGGGACAGGGGAAGAGAAGAGGAGGAAACAUUAGAGGAGAAGAUCUGGAUGGUUAAAGAGGACGAAAUCACUGCAGAUGCUAAAGAAGAGCGGUCUUCUGUGGAGGCUGUUCUACCUGCACCUACUUGCCAUACAGAUAUGCCUCUUACUCCGAGUGAACCUAAGCCUGCUCCCAAACCUCUACUUAAGCCUGGGCCCAGACUUGGGCACAGACCUGGACCUAAAUCCAGGUGUAAGCCUCCGCUGAAAUAUGUGCACAAAGCAGCUCCUAAGAGUAUUUUAAAGCAACGUCUGGCAGCACAGGCCCUCCGCCAGAGUGCUGCCUCUCAUCUCACAUUUGAAUCGGCUCCACCUGCUCCUUUGUUGACUAUGAAGGAAGAAACUGGUGCAGGCAUGGGGCUCUGUCCUCCAAGUAACAGCAAAAAGGGCCGUUAUGUUGGUGUAAGGAAGAUUGUUGUAAAGGUGCCUCGCAUUCCUGUCAGCCUAAGUCGCCGACAGAAGAGCUACAAAAUUUCCAGUUUGGAAACAGUUAUGGGGACUGAGAAGACUAAUGACGGCAGUCCGGAGGGGUCUGAGGCGACACGAGAGCCAACAGCACUCCUCCGCAUGAAGAACAAUGGGAAAAGUGUGAUGGUCAUGUUUCCUCCUGGAGAGCUCCCUGUGAUUCUCAAACGCAGGCGGGGGCGACCUCCUAAACAGGCUUUACCGGGAAUACAGGUCGAAGUACCCAGUGCUGGGACUGCUGGGAUUACUGGAGACCAGCCCAAGAAGCCCAGGAGGCGACGUCGGACUAAACUCCCCUGUCCGUUUCCCUCCUACGUUAAUGACACAAAUGAUGUGAAAGCUGAAUAUGGGGAUGUUCUCUCCAAAUUGGCAUUUUUAAACCGCCAGCCCCCUGCCACUGGUCGCUGCUCCCCUCCUCGUUGCUGGACACCAAGUGAGCCAGAAAGCUUUCACACCCCCCUGGAAAAUCCUGGAAUAUCCACCCUGCUCCACAGGCUCACCGGGUCUAGGCGACCCAGAGGUGGCAGAGGAGGGGGGCUUGGCAGAGGUGGAGGAGCAGGAGGGGGCAUCAUGGGCAGUGAGUGCAAUAAAAGCACAUUCAGUGACUUCUUUGAAUCUAUUGGGAAAAAACGAAAACUGAACCUCCUGUCUCAGCAUGGAUUACCGAGGAAAAGACGGAAGGGUGUGGGAGGAGGAGUGGGUAGGGGAGGGGGCAUGGUGGGAACAGAGCCUGGGGGCGAGAAAAUUGUCAGACGGAGACGAAUGAGAAAAAAUGGUGCAUUUAAAGGGGAAGUGAUGUCCAUGGGGCAGGACUGGCCCAAUGGGACAGGUGGAUGGGACGAGGAGGGGGCUAUGGAUAAGGAAAGAGCUUUGGGUGGGUAUCAAAUCUGUGGAUCUUCAAGGGGGGGCUUCUCCAGCUGUAAUGUUGGACGAGGAGGGGCCUACAGUGGUCCAGCUGGAAGCAAAGGGGGUGGGCUAGCAGGAGAGGACUCACAAGGACUAUUUGCUGGGUAUUUUCGAUCCCUCCUCGAUUCUGAUGACUCCUCAGACCUCCUGGACAUCUCCUCCCAGUCGGACCCCCGGAAAUCUUCAUCUUCUGCCUAUGAUCCAUCCAGCUCGGCGGCCUCUCACAGCUGGUCUCCUCCAUUCCCCAAGUGGAGCACUAAAGGAGCAAAUGCAGGGGUGGAAGGUUCAGCACAGGCACACUGCUCCUCUGCAAGACCCCCUUAUAGCUAUGGAAGCUUAGCCCAAGUAUCUCCCACCACCUCUACGUAUCCUAAAUCCACACCGCCAUCUCUUUCACACUCUCCCAGCUCCCCCCACCCAGCCUCUUAUGGUCACUACCCUUCUGGUUACUCCUGCUCUCCACCCGUAGGGCCACAGAGGUCCUCUGACUGCAGCUUUGGAUAUGGUGGCAAAGGGACACCUGCCAAUCAGAUAGGUUAUUUGAACUACCAGGGAGCAGCCAAGCGAGGCUUCAGUGGCUAUCCAGCAGUAAGCCAUUCCUCCAUGGGGAGAGGGGAGUCAGCAGGACCCACAUCACCUGGAGGAGGGUACAUGUCUGUGGCCAAAGGGAGCCCUUUCAGCUCCUCUGCCACAGAGGGCUACAAACAGUACAACUCCAACCAGUGGAGCUGCAGGCAAGCUUUUGGUCUUUGGUCAGCAGACAACUUUGGGUCUCAGUAUCAUGGCUAUAGUGAAUAUGGCUCCAAUGAGUCCAAAGACAUCUUGGAUAUCUCAAACUACACCCCCCAGAAGGCUAAGCGACCACCGUUUCCUGAGAGCCUGUCAGAAUCCUCCUCGGACUCUUCACACGUUGGCUCAACAGCGCCUGUUAUCGGACCCAGCUCCACUGGAGGCAGCUAUAGGCAGAACGAGGCUGCCUCUGUGAGUGCAGGCCAAUCGAGUCUGUCCAGCCUGGAGAAACUAAUGAUGGACUGGCAUGAGAGUGCUUCAGGACCGUCAUACAACUGGAGCCAGGAUGUCCUUUUCCAAGGUGGGGGGACGAGCAAACCCGGCCGUGGUCGCAGAAAACGGACUGAACUGCAUUUAGAAAAGGAAGGAGGUUCUGCCUUACAUUCGGAUUCACCGUCUAGUCCUUCCCCGACACCCGCUCCAGGACCUAAGCGGGGAGGGGCUGGAGGACGGGGAAGAGGCUCCAGAGGAGGUAGAGGAGGACUAUCUUCAUGUCAGAGAGAGCGUCCAACUGGGUCCAAAGGCAGAGGCAAGAUGGCCUCUGUGUCAGGAGCAGGACUGAUGGUGUCAGCUGGAGGUCCAGAGGGUUCUGGGUUGUUCCAGGAGGGGCUGGAUUAUUACAGUGGAGACAGUAGCAGUCUUUCUCCACUGGCCACACCUAAUCCUGCUCCACCUUCCAGCUACCUCCAGGAUACCUGUGAGUACCCCUCCCCUUACUCAGCCCAUCCUUCCACUCCGUCCUCUGAAGAGCGAUAUCCAGCCUUAUACCCUGGUGAAUCCUCCUCUUCCCUCUCACCCAGUGUGUCGUCUCCCCCUUACCCCCCCAAGCCCACCCCUCCUCCGACCCAGCCCUACCACCUUCUCCCAUCCAGGACCUUUUCCCCCUCUUGCUCCCCCUCGCCACGUUUGACCCCCCACUGCGGCACAGCGCUCAGCCCAUCGAACCGACCUCCUCCGAAAGACCCCCAAUUCUCCCAGUAUGACUCCCCCAGCUACUGCAGCUCUCCUUAUUGGUACGGACAGACAUCACACAGCGGCAGCCCCAGUCCGCACUCAAACACAACUGUGCACGCCCACAGCAAUCCACACGCAAGUCCUCAUGGAAAUGCACAUGCUAACUCCCUCGCUAGCCCAACUGUAAACACGCACACACACAUGAGUGACACACAACACCAGAGCCACACAAAUCUGAGCUCACACACCAGCACUCAUCCAGCCUCACACCUCCAAAGCAGUCAGCCCCACCUUAACGCUCACCUGCCCGCCCUCGCACACCCCAACCCCAGCCCUGGCCUGCUCUCCCACUCAACACCUGGGCUUUUUGAGGAGCGCAGCCCUUCCUCUGCCAUGGCCCCCCACAAGCGGGAUUUGGUCCCUCACAGCAUGAGCACAGGCCUUCGCCAGGGUCCCCUCCCUCAUUCCCCUUAUUCCAAGCCUCCUCUAGACGCCUCACCCCAUCAGGAGGACACCAGUGGCUACACCCUGCCCCAGCAAUCCUACCAGGGCGUGGGACACCGCUAUCCCCCCCAGACCGCUCAGGGUGGAGGGGUGUUGUGCCAGCUGCUGGACCCAGCCAGUGAUGACAGCUUCAGUGUCACCAGCCUGUAACAGCAGGUUCGAGUCAAGCUUUUACAGAUUUGCAAACAUAUUUUUUAAAGGGAACUUCUUUGUGAGAGACUGAACUGAAGGGUGAGAAUUUAGCUGCCAGCCUUGGACAGUAAAGCUUUAAUUCUCCAGCACUGACAAUCAAGAUCAACCCAUGAAACUCAAGCAUGCACGUAUACGAAAACACGCGCACACUCGCGGCACUCUCUCAGACAGACACGCACACAGGCAAAUGAGGAAAAAAAAAAACCCACACACACACACACCCACACACAGAAACGCAUGUGCAGAUUAGAUCACUACCUAACCAUGAUCAUACGUGAGCACUCUGUCCUGGACCGAGAGGGAACGGCCAAGAGGAAUCUGACAGACAAAGUCCAGACGGCGGUGGACAGAGAUGAAACUAUAUCCCCAUCCCUUUGGGUCCUUCUGUGACACAUGCAGUAUCUCGCCGACUCCUUUUCCAUUUCUGUUCUGCAGUAUAGACAAAUUAGGAUCACUCUGCUUUCUCUCUCUCUCUCUCUCUUUCUUUCUCUCCGUUUCGCUCUUUCUGCUCCUGUCUCCAAAACUUCUCCAUUUACCGCUAAAGCCAGCUGCAAUGUUCUGCACUCAAACCACUCAACUGUCUUGUGCCGCAACCUGAGCCGCAUCUGAGCCCAAAAAUCGACUUUUUCCUUCUUCUUCUUUUUUUUUUUUUUUUUAAAUACCAUGAGCCUAGCCAAACGUCCCGCUCUGUGCACUUCUUCUUGAUGUUUGUGUCCCAUAAGAGAAAAAGCAGACUAAAUCAGUUUCUGCUCUUCAAAUACCAGCAUCUGUACAUACGACUUCAGCUCCAAGACCGCGGGGAGGAUGGUGGCAGAAUGGGGGUGGGGGAGCCAUUAUCAACUUUCCUCUCGUCUGCGUCUUACCGUGAUUUCUCUGCUCUGAUAGGGAGGGGAGAAGAGAAGUAGGAGGAGGACUGCAGCUUGGAGACUCAACAUCCUGUGUUUUGCUGUUUUAACUACAAGGGAAAGAGACACUGAAAUUACACAAUGGCCCCAAAGAGACUUGUUUUUUUUUUUGUGCGUGUGUGUGUGUGUGUGGACUCCAGACAGGGGAUGGAUUUGCGUGACUGCAGUGAUGCAUGUAUUUGUGAGUUUGUUUGAUUUUUUUCCUGAAUGCGUGUGUGUGGGUGCGUGUAUGCGUGUGUGUGUGUGUGUGUGUGUGCCUGUGGGGUCUAAAGGAUUGAGGCUCCAGAGAUGACAAAAUCUUGGUGGGGCCUCAUUUCUUUCUUUCUUUCACUCUCUCCCUUCUUUUUUUCGUGGUCUUGUGUUGUUUGGUGGUUUUUGUGCUGCAAAAAAAAAAAAGAAUUGUAUAUCUGUCUGUUACAUAUCAUGUAUGUAUCUGAGGUGCAAAAUAUUUAAAUACACAUUACGUUCUUGCCAUUGGUAAACUUGUCUGUCUCGUGCAGUUUCUUCAGCAGAUAAGAGGAGGUGUUUUGCGUGUGAUUUGAGAGCCUUUGUAAGCGCCGGGCUUUGCCUGCAACUGUGAGGGAAGGAGUUCAAACAAGGACACGAUUCGACGGGGAGUAAAAAAAAAGAGGGGAGGAGAGGAAUGAGUGAUGAGGAGAGUAAUGCGGGAUGUGCUGGUAGCUGGAAAGGAACCAGACGGAGACAAAAAAAACUAAAAAAUGCAGAAGAGGGUUUAAAUGGGUUUAAAAAUAUAUAAAAAAAUAUAUAAAUAUCCCUGCUGUAAGACUUAAAGAAGAAACUGUAAAAAGGGUCAAUCAAAAAAAGAAAAGAAAAAAAAAGGGGUGGGGGGAAGCAUGUUUAGAAGGUAACUUGCUGAUGGACAGAAAUAUUGUAAAUCCACAGCUUGUGUGUACGCGUGUGCCAGACGGACGCGCAGAGUGACAGCGAGUGAAAGCAGAUGGGGGAAGUUUACGGGCCGCAGAUUGUGUACAGUUUGUCAACAGGCUGAUUAAAUAGACUCAGACAUGGCCGGAGGAAACGUGUUUGCUGUGACAUUCCACUGUAUGGCAGAGGGGGGACACGUUCUGUCAACAACGCGACAUGACAGACAGAACGGCUGGGAGGAGGGGGGCGGGGCAUCUGCUCUUUCUUUCUCACUUUUAUGUUCUUCUAUGUUUGUAUAAAACAUUGACAUUUUAUCUGCAUUUAAAUAGCUGGUAAAGUCGCUGCUAACUGUAAUCCAUCUGUACCCUGAAGCUAAUCCACAUGGCGCUCUUUGUACAAUAUUUGGCUUCAAUAUAACAUUUUUACAUUUGAGGGCACUUUACUCUCUCCAUUGGUAUUCGGUAGUUCAGUUGGUUUACAUACUGUUGUAUUCCACAAAUUAUAGAAAUUUAUAACAGUAACUCAAUUUACUAAGCGUAGAGAUUAAUUACACAUCGAUAGACGUUUUAAAGCCAUUAUUUCUGUUAAUUAUUAUGAUUUUCUGCUAACAGCUAAUUAAAAUACAGCACUAAGAUUGCUUUACACCAAACCAACAAAAAAUAUUCUUUAAACAGAAAUGUGGGCUUGAUGUUGCAAAGUAGGUUUAAUACCUGAUUAAAGGUUGUUAUUUCAGAACGCACUUUCUAAUUUACUGAAACUUUCUAAUGCCAAUUUUCAGUGAAUAUUAUCCGAAGGCAGUGGAAAACACAAGUAGAUCUAAUUCAUGUCCAGCUAUAAGGAAUCAAUUCGGUGUAAAUUCAGACCUGAAUACAAGCAGUCAUAUGCAGUCACAUUCAGAUGACCAUUUAAACAAAAUUGGUAAAAAGUUGCCAACUAUGUGAGACGUUGCCUUUGCAGGGUUCUUUAAUCCUGAGCAAGCAAGUGGUCAUAGUGGAAAUGAAACAAUCCUUUUUAACAGGAAGAAACCUCCAGCACAACUAACGUCAGUGGGUGCAGCCAUCUGCUGCCAAAUAUGGAAACACUGAACCAGGGGUACCUUUUAUGAGACAAAGAGAGUACACAGGGCUAAUGGCAGCAAUUUUAAAUUAGCUGAUGCUGCGCAAAAAUGAAUGCAUCUCUCUUGACAAAUUUCACAACCAAUAAACGUUGCACACGACAGCAUUUGCAACAGGAUAACAAAUGUUUAUGAGAAAGGUUAAAAAGAAAAAAGGUUUUCAAAGCUGGCAAGAACCCAAUAUUCCUACGUGGCGCCGUCCUUCAGACUAACUAGAACAAAAAAAACAGUUUUAAGUGCUUAAAUUAAAACCACAAUAAACAAGACUCAACUGGUGAGACACUUGGGGACAAAGAAGCAGUUGGAUGAAUAUUUGGUGUUUUAGUCCAAAAAAAAAAAUCAAACUAAGAUACAAAUAUCUAACUUGAGUGUUACAAUGAUUGGUAAGCAUUAGAUAUCUUGAUUAAAAAAAUACUUUAACAUUUUAAGGAGGUUUCUUUUAUAAAAUCCAGAUAAACAGAGAAUGCCACAGAACUGAAAAUAGCCCCCAAAAAUUUGGAGUUUCUACAAUCAUCUAGAUUGCUGAAACCUAAAAGAUGAGGCAGUUUCUUGACCAAAGCUCUUCGUCCUUCUGGCUCAUCAUUUCUCAACACAAAGAAUCACAAAGCAGCAAUGGCUGAAACUCUGCUCAAAGUUCACUGCGAAGAUUACAAAGAACCUGGCAAACUCAACAGCGGCGUAGCCAUUUAGAUAUUUCCAUUACGGAUGCUCUAUGAGUAAAAUGUGCCCCAUCUUAUUCUUGUUCAGAAUAAAAUGGGGCAUCUUUGCUUAUAAAAUGAGGAAGAUGGAUAUUUUUCUUCAGUUAGGCUACUUCCUAAAUGAAUUUCUUAGUGAUAUAAUAAAGAUGGGACACAGUAACUGAGAGGCAUCAUCAUUCAAACAUAAACUGAAAUAUUUAUGGCAUAGGUUAUAAAUAUGAAAAGAAAGAAAACGACAGCACCAAAGCAUUUAUAGCAGCAAAUGCAAAUUAAAAAUCAGCCCGAGCUUAUGUGGUUGAAUGAAAAAUGGGCCAAUGUGAAGCUAUUUGUAAAAAUAAAAUACUUUCAUCCAUAAAUAAAGAAAAACUUUAAAAGAUCUUAAGAAAGCCAGCAAGAAAAUAUAGUCAUUCAAAUAUUAAUAUUGAGAAAAUAGAAUAUAAGCGACUACAGUCAGUGGACUUUACUGUAGCUACGCUAUGGCAGUUCUGUCUGAGAUACGCUUUUCAACAAAAUUAAUCUUUAUCUUUUAAAUGUGAAUCCUGUGUAAGUAUGUGUGUUUUUUCUUUUCUCAUCACCUGACAGAAAACUAUUUUUCUUUGCCUACAUUUGGUACUUGUUGACAGUUGUUAGAUAAAUAAAGUAGCUUUUUAAGGGGACCACUGCUGACUGAA
This is a messenger RNA of Gambusia affinis (western mosquitofish), 9624 nucleotides long. It is a transcript of the gene ahdc1, whose product is annotated as AT hook, DNA binding motif, containing 1. The transcript is spliced from 7 exons. The record is from RefSeq and is a predicted model, not a curated record. Bases 750 to 5309 code for a protein of 1519 amino acids. NCBI's taxonomy places the organism in Eukaryota, Metazoa, Chordata, Actinopteri, Cyprinodontiformes, Poeciliidae.